UACAACCAACGUAUAACUAGAUCUACACUUCGUACGGGCUUUACAUUUUGCCGUCUGUAGAACACAGCGUCGGUCCUCAGUCCGUCCACGAAUGAAUACUCACGUGUUUACCACCACUGCGACGCUACCGAUAUAUUUAGUUGAUAAGUUUGACUGUUGACGCCCAGGCUAGCCUAGUUAGCUGCUGCCAUUAGCAGUGGAGGCAGCAGUGCAGUAAGUUGCUGCGUUUCCAAAGUUUCAGCGUCGUAGUUGUUCUGACGUGGGUCACCAUGGAUCACUUGUUUGCAGGUAACUAGACGUAUUGGCUAGCUGUGACUAGCAGUCAUCUGAAUUUCAACUAGUUAUCUUUAGCUGUUAAACAGCAGCAUGUCUAAUCAGCUGACUGCAGAGCAGCAGCGAAAGAUUGAGGAGAACAGGCAGAGGGCUUUAGAGAGACGAGCUCAAAGACUUGGACAGACUGUCAGCACCAAUCAGACCUCGGCAGGAUUCAACACUACUUCACUACAAAUACCUCCCCCUAAACAGAGUGUUGCUCCGCAUCCUGCUGCCUUCGCCCAUCACAGAGACGCAUCUAGCUCAGUUUCUGCACCUAAACGGUUUAUUCCACCGCCCCAAAAACAGUCACAGAGCUUCGACAAUCAAAGGCAAGGAUCAAAGCACCAGCAAUUAUCUGGUAGUGGCACCCAAAUCAACAAGAGUACCCUGUGUAACUCUACUUCUAGACAGAUACAAGUUAUUGACCCACUUCCCCAGUCAAGAAGUCAACAUGUGAGCAGCCCUAUCUUGUAUAGUGGAGGAAGCACAGGUGUGAAACCAGCUCAGCCCAAACCUAACCUGACCUCCAGCAGCUCUGGUGGUGCAGUUGGCUCAUUCUACAAGCAAGCAACUAGUAAACCUGCCCAAAGUUCUGUCGCACAGCUUCCCUCAAACUCCUCGACUUUGAAUGCUGUACCUGCAAAAAAGCCUGCCAUCUCUGUGAGAGGAAAAUGUGUACCUCAUGCAGAGGACCGCUUCAGAGUAGAGGUGGGCUACCAUGCAGAGCUUAUUGCUGUUUUCAAAUCCAUCCCCUCCAAGAACUAUGACCCAGCCACAAAGAUGUGGAACUUCAGCCUGGAGGACUAUCAACAGCUAAUGGAGGAGGCAGCCUCUAUUGCCUCUGUGUCCUUGAGGCCUUUGGAGGGGAUGGAAACGGUGGACGUUGCAGCAGCCACCAGCCGAGCUCGUAACAGUGCAGCACUGGGGGCGCUGUUGAAGCUGUGUAACGGCUGGCAGAAACCUGGAGCCAUUUUGCAGGGCCAGUGCAUCCUGGUGUCUCAGACAAAGUUUGAGGUUGACGUUGGUUACCAUGUCGAUGUCAUCGCAGCGUUUAAGCAAAUGCCAACAAAGAACUAUGACAUGAAAACAAGAAAGUGGAGCUUUUCACUUGAGGAUUACAAGAGACUCAUGGAUGUCCUCGGUGGGAUAGCAGCAGUGGAGGUGGAGCCUCUGCCCAGGGCAGUAAUCCAGGCUUUCUCUGCCAGGUUUGACGGGACUGAGGCCAGGUCUUUAGACAUCCCUGAGGUAGACCUCUCCAGCAUCGACCCCUCGCUCACCCGCAGCCUUAUGCCCUUCCAGAGAAAGGGAGUCAAUUUUGCAGUGUCUAAACAAGGCCGCCUCCUCCUGGCUGAUGAUAUGGGCCUGGGAAAGACGGUGCAGGCCAUCUGCAUAGCAGCCUACUACAGGAGUGAGUGGCCCUUACUGGUAGUGGCUCCCUCCUCUGUACGAUUCACCUGGGCAGAGGCCUUCACACGCUGGCUCCCCUCCUUGAGUCCUGACAGCAUCAAUGUGGUGGUGAAGGCCAAAGACAACCUGCGGUCUGGUUUGGUCAACAUCAUCAGCUAUGACCUGCUGAGCAGAAUGGAAAAGCAGCAGCCAAGAAACCCCUUCAAUGUUCUCAUCAUGGAUGAAUCCCAUUUUCUGAAGAACAUAAAGACCGCUCGUUGUAGAGCAGCAUUGCCUCUCCUAAAGGCAGCAAAAAGAGUAAUUCUUCUAUCUGGGACCCCUGCCAUGUCCAGACCCUCUGAGCUCUACACCCAGAUUCUGGCUGUCAGACCUACACUCUUCCCUCGCUUACAUGAGUUUGGGAUUCGCUAUUGCGAUGCCAAACAGAUGACUUGGGGCUGGGACUACUCAGGCUCCUCUAACCUUGGUGAGUUGAGGCUGUUACUGGAGGAGUGUCUGAUGUUGCGCCGUCUCAAGUGCGAAGUGCUGUCCCAGCUUCCUGCUAAACAGCGCAAGGUUGUGACAGUGACCAUAGAUGGGAUCAACAACCGCAUGAAAGCUGCUCUGUCAGCUGCUGCCAAACUGUUGGCCAAGGGACACCGCAACAAAGCAGAAGAGAAGGAAGCCCUCCUCGUCUUUUAUAACCACACAGCUGAAGCCAAGCUACAAGCUAUUAUGGAGUACAUCACUGACAUGCUGGAGUGUGGGAGGGAGAAGUUUCUAGUGUUCGCCCAUCACAAGUUAGUUCUGGAUCAUAUCACCUCCGAACUAGGGAAAAAGAACGUCGGUUUUAUCCGUAUUGACGGGACCACGCCAUCGGCUGAGCGGCAGCAGCUGUGUGAGAAGUUUCAGCACUCGGCCCAGACCUGUGUGGCUGUACUUUCCAUCACUGCAGCUAACAUGGGGCUGACUCUGCACGCUGCAGACCUGGUGAUCUUUGCUGAGCUUUUCUGGAACCCAGGGGUUCUCAUUCAGGCAGAGGAUAGGGUGCACCGUAUUGGACAAACCAACAAUGUGAACAUUCACUACCUGGUUGCUAAGGGAACUGCUGAUGAUCACCUGUGGCCAAUGAUCCAGGAAAAAAUGAAUGUCUUGGAGCAAGUGGGUCUGUCUGAAUCAAACCUCUCAGACAACGCAAUGAACGCCAGCUUCCACUCUAAGGACCCUAACCAGAGGAGCAUCAUGGAGAUGUUCCAGAGAUCUUUCACAGCAGAAGACGACAUAGACGAAGCCAUAUUACUGGAGGCUGCAAACGACUGGGAGGACACUCCGCCUGAAAACAGUUCUGCACAACACCACGCCAAGAUUGGUCAAAGCCCCAAGAGAGGGAGCAUCAAGGACUAUUUCAGCAGAUGACUUAAAUUAAUUUUAUUUGGACAAAUUAUUUUAAUAAAAUUUGGUUUUAAGUUGUUUUUUCAGCCUAUCAUGACUGAUGCGAACUUAUUUUGUUUUGUGCUUUAAAUAAUGUUUUAAAUGUUUUGACAAAUGUAAAAUAGAAGGAAUUAAACUAAUUUUUUUUUUUUGUUAAUUAAAGAAAAUAAAUAAAUGUGACUCAAGGCUCUGUCUAGAAUCCUUCUGGAACCUGUACCUGACCUUAUUAUAAUAACUGGCUGUAUCAACAGCACAAAUUUCUUACUUUUCUUUUUACGUUAUAGAUCAUCCUGCAUUGUUUCUUUGGUGUCAUCUCAACUGGGCGCCCACUUCUAAGGAGAGUAGCCACAGAACUGAAUCAUCUCCAUUCAUAUACUGGAUGCAGUUGUUUGACUGUGGACUGAUGGAUAUCUAAACCCCUUGAGGUGACCCUUUCAGCUUUAUGCAAAUCAACAAUUCUUG
Seriola dumerili (greater amberjack) is the source of this 3594-nucleotide messenger RNA. RefSeq names its product SWI/SNF related, matrix associated, actin dependent regulator of chromatin, subfamily a like 1 (gene smarcal1). The transcript is spliced from 17 exons. The record is from RefSeq and is a predicted model, not a curated record. Gene Ontology annotation, cellular component: nuclear replication fork. Gene Ontology annotation, molecular function: ATP binding; ATP-dependent chromatin remodeler activity. Gene Ontology annotation, biological process: DNA repair; replication fork processing. Lineage: Eukaryota; Metazoa; Chordata; Actinopteri; Carangiformes; Carangidae. The coding region runs from base 367 to 3117 and encodes 916 amino acids.